GGGUUUACAUUGUUUGGAGGAGGGUUUUUGCUGCUCUUCUCACCUCCAUUGUAGUCUUUCUACUACCAACCAACCACAACCAACCACACUACAAACCUCUCUCUCUCUCUCUCUCUCUAGCCGCAGUCAAAUUUCGUCUUCUUCGAGCUUCAGUCUCUGGUUUUUUUGGGUUCAUAACCUCACCAAAAGAGAACCAAAACAAUGGCCACACUCGUCCCUCCCACUGCCACAACCACAACUCCGCCGGCUGUGAUCCCGCCGGAGAAAGUCGAUUACUUGAACCUGCCUUGCCCUAUUCCCUACGAAGAAAUCAACCGCGAAGCACUCAUGUCCUUAAAGCCAGAAUUGUUUGAGGGAAUGCGCUUUGAUUUUACCAAAGGACUUAAUCAGAGAUUUUCACUCAGUCACAGUGUGUUCAUGGGACCUACUGAAAUUCCUUCUCAGUCUUCUGAAACCAUUAAGAUUCCCACUGCUCACUAUGAAUUUGGUGCUAACUUUAUAGACCCAAAGCUGAUGCUUUUUGGUAGAAUAUUAACUGAUGGGAGGCUGAAUGCAAGACUAAAGUGUGAUUUGUCUGAAAAUCUUGCUUUGAAGGCCAAUGCUCAACUUACAAAUGAACCACAUAUGUCACAAGGCAUGUUCAAUUUUGAUUACAAGGGUAAGGAUUACAGGACACAAUUUCAACUAGGAAAUGGUGCCUUAUUUGGAGCCAAUUAUAUGCAGGUACAAAUCUCUCCCCCCUUCCCCUCUUGAUGACCAGGGUUGUUG
Messenger RNA from Camellia sinensis, 768 nucleotides. Lineage: Eukaryota; Viridiplantae; Streptophyta; Magnoliopsida; Ericales; Theaceae. The record is from RefSeq and is a predicted model, not a curated record.